This is a messenger RNA of Gossypium raimondii (Peruvian cotton), 408 nucleotides long. RefSeq names its product putative non-specific lipid-transfer protein 14. NCBI's taxonomy places the organism in Eukaryota, Viridiplantae, Streptophyta, Magnoliopsida, Malvales, Malvaceae. Gene Ontology annotation, cellular component: membrane. The record is from RefSeq and is a predicted model, not a curated record. Gene Ontology annotation, biological process: lipid transport. Gene Ontology annotation, molecular function: lipid binding. Bases 1 to 408 code for a protein of 135 amino acids. The transcript has 3 exons.
AUGGGGGCUCAUAGAACAAUGAUACGAGUACUGAUGUUGCUUUCAUGGGCUACCUCAAUAGGUGGUUCAGCAGUCGAGUGCACCACCGUGACAGAACUAAUCUCGUUCUGUGCCACCUUUAUCAGCAACGGUUCACCAGAUCCUUACCCUGGUACACCAUGUUGCGAGGCUGUCACGAACCUCUACAUGAUGACUCAUUCCACUGACAAUAGGAGAUCACUUUGUGGGUGCUUAAUGGGGCUUGUUACCGCUAACAAUUCUAAUUCCACCGCUAUCGCUACGUUGCCUGGCUUUUGUGGUGUCCCGCUCGGUUUCACCAUCGGCCCUGAUACCGACUGCAACUUGUAUCGUUCCGUGACGAUGAGUACACAAAGUGGUGGCAAUGUGGCGUUGAAAGGAGAAGGCUAG